AUGGAAGGAGACGCCGGCGGCGAUGGCCAGGCCAGCGGGAGCCAACGCCGAGAUGGCAAGCGGGUGGCCCGCGACACCGACGGGAGCCAAGACAAAGGACACGGUCGUAACGAUGAGCCAAGCGGAUCAGAUCGCUCCUUGUCUGAACGACUCCGCACCUCGGGCAAGAUGGCACUCCACGCCAUGUCCAGCGGCGGCGACGGGAUGCCCAGCACCAUGUCCGACCAGAAGUCGGCCGAUGCGUCUGGCUUGGGCAGCGGGUCUGCCACUCGUUUGUCCCAAACCAUUGCCGAGGCGUCGUCUGCCUCUUCGUCACAAGGGGCAGCGCAACCUCAUCACAGUGCGUCAUUUCGGACGCACUCUCAUUCCGGGGACGCGGCUGCUGCUUUUGAUACAUUCAUGGGUGUCCCAAAUCACAAAUCUCGCUUGCCGGCAACAGGGCAGCGGGAACAUGUAGGGGCCCCCGUGACGCAGCACCCAAUGGCAGUACCCGGCCAACAGCGGACAGUCGCUCAGCAGGAGGCAACCGACGGCAUUGAAGUCGUUCAGCUGCUGUCUAUGCCAGACUACGAAGCGGAUGUGGCCGUGUGGGCGGAAGGGGAGGACGAUGACGCCUUGUCACCCGCUGAAGAGGCGAGGUUACGUGAGGCACUUUUCGUGGGAGAGACUGCCGACAGGAGAGCCCACUGGGACCGGCUCCUCAAUUUCAGACCAGAUUCCGCUGGCCCGGCUGAUAUGCUGCAGCUUUUGGGCACCGCAGAGACUUCGGCUGCGGACGGCAUAUGGCUGCAGCACUGGAGCGAUGUCCUCUCCGCAUACAACGACGAGGUCUGGGGCGACCUCGGGCCACUUGCGGCAGAGGCGAAGCAUGAGGUCGACCGCUUGUCUAUCCUGGAUGCGAAGGGCCUGGACCAAGGCCAAACGACAGCGCUCAACCGGCUUCAACAGAUAUUGGCGCACGUGCGGGGGUCCACAUAG
This is a messenger RNA of Purpureocillium takamizusanense, 978 nucleotides long. RefSeq lists its product as uncharacterized. NCBI's taxonomy places the organism in Eukaryota, Fungi, Ascomycota, Sordariomycetes, Hypocreales, Ophiocordycipitaceae. The transcript has a single exon. The record is from RefSeq and is a predicted model, not a curated record. Bases 1 to 978 code for a protein of 325 amino acids.